AUGCGUCCUCUUACAGAACCAGAAACUAAAACUCUCUUUGAGAAAUUGGCGGGUUAUACUGGAAACUCAUUGAAGAAUCUUAUUGCGCCAUUGGAUAAUACUCCAAAUUCUGAUCGAUAUGUUUUUCGAGUCCAGCAAUCAAGAUGUUACUAUGUACGAUUAUCACUCGCAAACCUUGCGACUUCUAUCGCUAGAGACAAGCUUUUGUCAUUAGGAAUCUGUAUUGGAAAAUUCACAAAGUCAGGCAAAUUCCGCAUUCACAUCACCGCGCUCCCCAUCCUCGCUGAACACGCCCGAUACAAGGUCUGGGUUAAAGCCAAUGGAGAGAUGCCGUUCCUCUAUGGUGGACACAUUGUGAAAGCGCAUGUUGGAAGAUGGUCGGAAGAUUGCCCGGAACAUCAGGGUGUAGUCGUUUACAGUAUGAAUGAUACGCCAUUGGGAUUUGGAAUCACGGCCAGAAGUACACAGGAGUCGAGAAGAUUGGAUCCUACGGGAAUCGUAUGUUUCCGUCAAGCGGAUGCGGGAGAGUAUUUGAGAGAUGAGGAUACGCUUUUUUCGACUUCUUGA
Messenger RNA from Sclerotinia borealis F-4128, 567 nucleotides. NCBI's taxonomy places the organism in Eukaryota, Fungi, Ascomycota, Leotiomycetes, Helotiales, Sclerotiniaceae. The record is from the annotation of a GenBank genome assembly.